Oreochromis niloticus (Nile tilapia) is the source of this 1658-nucleotide messenger RNA. RefSeq lists its product as uncharacterized. The record is from RefSeq and is a predicted model, not a curated record. Gene Ontology annotation, molecular function: nucleic acid binding. Lineage: Eukaryota; Metazoa; Chordata; Actinopteri; Cichliformes; Cichlidae. The coding region runs from base 288 to 1235 and encodes 315 amino acids. The transcript has 2 exons. Gene Ontology annotation, biological process: DNA integration.
CUGGGGUGGCAAGGGAUCAUUUUAGGGUGGCACUUGCCACCCCAUGCCAUCCUUCUAGAUCCGCCCCUGCCUCUGACCACCACCAGUAGGCAACAGGUGAAGUGUCUUGCCUGUGAUGCCUCAAAGGCAAUCACCAUGAGCAGGUGAGACAUCAGGGUCAACAUCUCACAGAAGGUGCAGUAAGGGCAGCUGGACUGUGGAUUUUGGGUGGUAAGCGACUAAUCAAUUCAGUCCUACACAAAUGCGUAAUCUGCCGGAAGCUGCGUGGGAGACCGGAAGAACAACGUAUGGCUGACUUAUCACCGGAACGUCUCAAGGUUUGCCCUCCCUUCACAUACGCUGGGCUUGACGUCUUUGGGCCUUGGUCUGUUGUAACCAGACGCACCAGAGGAGGACAGGCAGAGAGCAAACGGUGGGCCAUGAUGUUUAGUUGUUUGAGUUCAAGGGCCGUCCACAUUGAGCUGAUUGAGUCUAUGGACACAUCUAGCUGUAUAAACGCUCUCAGGCGGUUCUUCGCUCUCAGAGGCCCUGCAAAGGAACUCCAGUCGGAUUGUGGGACCAACUUCAUUGGAGCUAGCAAGGAGUUGGAGAUGGAUAAUACUGUACAGGGGUACCUCAGCAAGCAAGGAUGUAGCUGGAACUUCAGACCUCCACAUGCUUCCCACAUGGGAGGCUCAUGGGAACGGAUGAUUGGUGUUGCCAGGAGAAUCCUUGAUUCAAUGCUCUUGCAGCAAAAGAGUCGCCUAACCCAUGAAGUGCUGUCAACACUAAUGGCAGAAAUUACAGCUAUCAUCAAUGCACGUCCACUCCUACCUGUGUCUACAGACCCACACCAACCUUUCAUUCUUUCAUCGGCCAUGCUCCUCACACAGAAAUCAGGAGUUCCACCUCCUCCAGGAGAUUUCACAGAUAAGGACCUCUUCACAAAACAAUGGAGGCAGGUUCAAGCGCUCGCCAACCAGUUUUGGGCCCGUUGGAGCAAAGAAUACUUACCAUCCUUACAACAAAGACAAAAAUGGACAGUGACAAGCAGAAACCUUCAAGUUGGGGAUCUGGUCCUCCUCAGAGACAAGCAGACAAUCCGCAACUACUGGCCCAUGGCCAUAGUCACAGCAACCUUUCCUGGGAAGGAUGGACAUGUGAGAAAGGUUGAGGUAAAAACCGCCGACCAAGGUGACACAAGAACCUUCCUAAGGCCAGUUGCAGAAGUAGUUCUUCUUCUGCCUAAGGACUGAUUUAAGGACUGUUGUUUGGACUCAUUCAGGUUCAUAGUGGCCUCACAUAGGCCAGGCGGGGAGUGUGAUGCCUCAAAGGCAUUUAUGCCAUUUAUCUUUAAUGUUUGCUUUAAAAUAAUUCAUUUGUAUGUAUUUAAGUUAAAAAGAACAGUAAAAAGAGUUAAAAAUAUUAAGAAGAUUUAAUUUUGAAGGUGAACUUGCUAAUAACCUCACUUCCUGGUGGGUUACAGUUCAUUUCCUGUUUACCUCCUCUUCCUGGUUGCUCUAAGAGGGAGAGUGACAUGCGGUCAUGCUCUGAGGCUUAUCCACAGCCAUCCACUUGGGAACAUUGUUCAGGCAACGCCUUUUCACCGCUUGUCAAAUGAAGAUUCUGAGUAAAAAGUCAACUCUACUCGGACUCCUGUAUUCAUUGACAGAGGUUUA